This is a messenger RNA of Stylophora pistillata, 666 nucleotides long. RefSeq lists its product as uncharacterized. The record is from RefSeq and is a predicted model, not a curated record. Lineage: Eukaryota; Metazoa; Cnidaria; Anthozoa; Scleractinia; Pocilloporidae.
AUGAGUGAAUCUCUGAUGCAGUUCAACCUCGUUUGGAAUACUACCGGUAAAGAAAAUAUUAGUAUCAUCUGCAAAUAUUCUAAAAGAAAGCUUCUCAGAGGAGUUUGGUCGACUACUCCAAUGUACUGGACGAAAGAUCACGAUUUACUUUUAGUUAGAGAAGUGCUAACUGUUGAUCCGUAUAGCCAGCCGAAGGGAAGUAGGGAGAGAGCGAGACUGUGGGAAGAAAUUGCCUCAAACCUGAGUGCAGUGUCUGAGCCCCGUUUCUCAGUUUCUUUGAGGUCUGUAAGAGACCGUGUAAACCUGGUUCUAAUAAAGAAACACAAAAGAAAGGCUGCAGAAGAAAGCAAGGCCAGUGGAAUAGCAGUUGAUGAGCCUUCAGAGUUUGAUGCAGCAAUCGAAGAAAUAUGUGAGAAAGCUGAGGCUGCAGAGAGAGAUCAGCAAAUGAUAUCAGUGGAAAAAAAAGCCAGUGCAGAGAAAGAGAAAAAGCAAGUGGAGGAUAUUAGAGCCAAGGCUUUGGAGANUUUCCAGCGAAUGAGGGUUGAGGAUGCUAUCAUUCCACUGCAAAAUUCUGUGACUGUGUGCCUGGUAAAUGUAGUCGAUCAUGUAGUUGUUUAUCAUGCACAACACUGGAACAGGCUUCCCAAAGCGAGCUAUCAUGUCUGA